UCUAUCGUUUGGUUUGGCAUAGCUAAUUUUUUUUUCAAGUAUAAGUCACAUUACCUGCCUCACAGAGCAAAGUCGAUUAUUUUCAGCGAAAAAAAUAAAUUGUAUUCAAUCGUGAAAUGGCGUCAAUGUUGAGCCGUGGUGCAAUUUUAGCUGAGUGUUUAGUGAAAAACACAACACCAAAGGUUUUGGGAGCUGCAAUACAACGACGUAAUCUCAAUGUACAAGAGCAUAUCUCGUAUUCAUUGUUAAACGAAGCUGGCAUUCCGACACCGAAAUUCGGCGUUGCCACAUCGACCAGUGAGGCAAAGAAAAUUGCCACCGAUUUGAAUACCGAGAAUUUGGUAUUGAAAGCACAAGUAUUGGCCGGUGGUCGUGGUAAAGGUGCAUUCAAAAAUGGUUUCAAAGGUGGUGUACGUCUUGUUUUCUCACCGGAAGAGGCCGAACAAGUGUCCGGUAAAAUGAUUAACCAAAUAUUAGUCACUAAACAAACCGGUGCCGCUGGACGGAUUUGUAAUAAAGUUAUGGUCGCUGAACGAAAAUUCCCAAGACGCGAAUUUUAUAUGGCUGUUAUGAUGGAACGAGCAUUUAAUGGUCCCGUCAUUAUUGCAUCGUCCCAAGGCGGUGUAAAUAUUGAAGAAGUCGCCGCUGAAAAUCCCGAUGCCAUUCUUUAUGAACCAAUCGAUAUUGUCAAGGGAUUGACAAAAGAACAAGCUGUGAAAGUAGCCGAAAAACUUGGAUUGGGCAAUGUUUCCGAACAAAUUUCCAAAACACUUUUGAACAUGUACGAAUUAUUCGUCAAAAAAGAUGCACUCUUGAUUGAAAUCAAUCCAUACGCCGAAGAUGCAUUCGACACUUCCAAAUACUUCGCAUUGGAUGCAAAACUUCGAUUUGACGAUACGGCUGAAUAUCGACAAAAAGAUUUAUUCAAACUUCGUGAUUAUACUCAGGAAGAUCAAAAGGAGGUGGCUGCAACGAAAUUCGAUUUGAAUUACAUUGCUUUGGAUGGUGCCAUUGGUUGUUUGGUGAAUGGUGCCGGUUUGGCGAUGGCAACAAUGGACAUUAUUAAAUUGCAUGGUGGUGAUCCAGCAAAUUUCUUGGACGUUGGUGGCGGUGCCACAGCCGAGGCGAUUAAAGAAGCCUUUAAAAUCAUUACCGCCGAUCCAAAGGUGAAUUCAAUUUUGGUGAAUAUUUUCGGUGGUAUUAUGCGUUGUGAUGUGAUUGCCGAGGGUAUCAUUGCUGCAACCAAAGAGUUGAAUCUCAAAACACCAAUUGUUGUUCGUUUAUUGGGCACAAAAGUUGAAGAGGCCAAAGAACUCAUCAAAAACUCAAAACUUCGAAUUUUGCCACGCGAUGACUUAGAUGAAGCCGCCCAUUUGGCUGUCUAUUUGGCUGACAUCGUUAAAUUGGCCCGUGAAGCUAAAUUGGAUGUCAAUUUUGAAAUUGCCGAAUUCGACAACUAAAAACACACUCAUCCUACGGCUAUCGAUCUGAUUUUACAGCAGUUAGCCACAUAAAACGUAUUAAAUAUGUAAAAUGAUAAGAACUAUUUAACCGAAAAUUUUGAAAAUUCAUGCAUUAAACAACAAAACCGACUACAACCGCCUCUAUUUAUCAUUUAGUUAAUUCAAUGUUUUGAUUCUAUUUUCUCCAUUAUUUUGACAUAAAAAAAAACACGAAAAAAUUGUUCACGCACAAUGCGCUUCUCUUUCAUUGCACUUAUAUACCUAUAUUGUUGUUGUCAUUGUUAUACAUACAUGUUAGACAUCAUUCAAUUGAUCAUUUUGAUUUCAAUCAUACCGCAAAUACAAUUUUAACCAGUGAAAA
Contarinia nasturtii (swede midge) is the source of this 1824-nucleotide messenger RNA. RefSeq names its product succinate--CoA ligase [ADP-forming] subunit beta, mitochondrial-like. The record is from RefSeq and is a predicted model, not a curated record. Lineage: Eukaryota; Metazoa; Arthropoda; Insecta; Diptera; Cecidomyiidae. Gene Ontology annotation, molecular function: succinate-CoA ligase (ADP-forming) activity; ATP binding; metal ion binding. The transcript is spliced from 6 exons. Gene Ontology annotation, cellular component: mitochondrion; succinate-CoA ligase complex. Gene Ontology annotation, biological process: tricarboxylic acid cycle; succinyl-CoA metabolic process. The coding region runs from base 117 to 1460 and encodes 447 amino acids.